This is a messenger RNA of Chinchilla lanigera (long-tailed chinchilla), 1271 nucleotides long. RefSeq names its product G protein-coupled receptor 31 (gene Gpr31). Bases 1 to 954 code for a protein of 317 amino acids. Gene Ontology annotation, cellular component: membrane. Lineage: Eukaryota; Metazoa; Chordata; Mammalia; Rodentia; Chinchillidae. The transcript has a single exon. The record is from RefSeq and is a predicted model, not a curated record. Gene Ontology annotation, biological process: G protein-coupled receptor signaling pathway. Gene Ontology annotation, molecular function: G protein-coupled receptor activity.
AUGGUGCUCCACAACUGCUCAACCACCAGCCCCAUAGUGGACACAGCUGUCGGCACCCUUCUGGCCCUGGAGUGUGGUCUGGGCCUGCCAGGCAACGCCAUCGCCUUGUGGACAUUCUUCUUCCGACUCAAAGUGUGGAAGCCUUACGCUGUUUACCUGUUCAGCCUGGUGGUGGCCGACCUGCUGCUGACUGCCUGCCUGCCAUUCCAUGCCACUUUCUACCUGAGACACAAGGCCUGGGGCCUGGGCCUCGCAUCCUGCCAGGCCCUGCUUUUCCUGCUGGCCCUCAGCCGGGGUGUAGGGGUGGCCUUCCUGGCUGCAGUGGCCUUAGACCGUUACCUGCGUGUGGUUCACCCUCGGCUCAAAGUCAACCUUCUACCCCACCGGGCAGCCUGGGGCAUCUCAGUCUUCAUCUGGCUUCUCUUGGGUGCCCUCACCUACCACAGCUUGCUUGUCUCCAAGCCUGCCUGGAAUGCCACUGAAUGUCACAGCUUCUACCCUAUGGCCAAGACCGCCAGCAUCACCUGGCAGGAAGGGUUCCUCCUCCUCCAGCUGUUCCUUCCCUUUGGUCUCGUCGUGUUCUGCAACUCAAGCAUCCUCAGGACCCUCCGGAGGCGACUGAGAGAGCCUGACAGACAGCCCCAGCUGCAGAGGGCCAAGGUGCUAGUCACUGUGGUGCUGCUGCUGUUUGCGCUGUGCUUCCUGCCCAAUAUGCUGGCCAGCAUCCUGGUGCACAUCCUCAGAGGCUCAGGCAGCUGCAAGGUCCUGAGUGUGGUGGUGCACGUGGCGGACAUUGCAGGCAGCCUCACCUAUCUGCAUAGCGUGCUGAGCCCAGUGCUCUACUGCUUCUCCAGCCGUGCCUUCACCCACUCCUACCGCAAGGUGCUCGACAGCCUGCGGGGCCGGAGUAAGAUAGCCAGAGCCCCCAGCCUGGACAAGGGCUCCUACUCCUGACACAACUACUGCCUCUGCUCCUGCUUCUGCAUGAUUGCCUGGGAUUUAAAGAAUGACCACUAUGAUUUUAGGGUUGCAGAGGAAGGGGAAUCAUCGAUGUGCUGUAGCUACUGCAGACAUUGUGAUGUAUACUCCCAGGAUGCUUCUCCGCUAUUUUACACAGUUGAGUGGCAAGCCAGUUAACAACCAGACCCUACUUAGAACAGUUAUAAUGCAGGGAAGUUGCCAAAUGAGAAGCCACACUUGGAGAAGUAGAACUGGCUGCAUCUAUAAGAAAGAGAGGAAGGCUGAAAGCUGGUGUUUCCCAAUGCCAUGGA